AUGUUUUGUUCAGGAUCGUUGAGAGGAGUCAAUUUCGGCGCCGACAACUGGCUCGUCUUCAAAAAGGUCACUGUCGACCAGGUGACCACUGGCGCCACCGACAGUUCCAAAGAAAAGGACAAGGAAGAGACGAAUAGCAAUGGGACCGCAAAUGGGAAAGUUGACACCGAAGCAAACUUGAUCCCGGUAUAUAAUGUAACUGUAUCAUUAUUUCAAAGUUACUGAAAGUUUGUUUAGAUCGCCGACAUCAACAAUGUUUGCAGUGGAGAGAAUUGCUUGGCUCGUUUGGGAUGGAACAAAUUGAUGACCGUCAUUGUCCGUGAGAUGAAGAGAGGUUAGGUUUCAAGUUUUCUCAAACAACUCUUUAAAUAUUUUAAAGGAUUCCUGGAAGAAGCGAUGCGUAAUUGCAAGGAAGAGGACAACAACGGACUUCUCGGCGCUUGA
Caenorhabditis sp. 36 PRJEB53466 is the source of this 444-nucleotide messenger RNA. The record is from the annotation of a GenBank genome assembly. NCBI's taxonomy places the organism in Eukaryota, Metazoa, Nematoda, Chromadorea, Rhabditida, Rhabditidae.